AAUCUAAAGGUCGCCGUUUGUCGGGGACGAGAAAAGCUAGCGAAGGCUAACUCGCAAUUUUUGAUAAAAUGAAGGGCAAAUGGCGCAAUCUUCGGUCUUUUUCCCGCGGCUUUGAACGCGGCAUUUGGUUCGGCUUUUCCGCUCUCCCCCCGCUCUCGCUCUCGCUCGAGUGAUCCUUCAGGGUGGGUAGGAAAUUAUUCCGAAAUCAACUCCGAGAGAAUCCAACUGGUGACCCCGAUUUUUUGUUGUGAAGAUUACAGAUCUCUCCAAAUUGUUGACGGCUUAUUCAAUCCGAAUCAUCCCUUUCACAGCAUCUCGCAGCGCUGGAUCCUUAGGUGCACUCCUUCCUUGCUUUCUGCACCCGCUGAUCUCUUUGCCCUUUUCCCUCCCUUGGCUUUCUCCGUCUACACUUGUGUUUGGACAGAGGAGGGAACAGGAGCGUAAAGAAGCAACAGCACGCGAAGAUGAAGUUUUACAUAUCGACAGCAGGGAUGAAAAGAGUCACGAUAUUGAGCGCCGGGGGCGGCGGCGGGGGAGGAGGAGGUGGUGGAGGGAAGCCCUCGCCGGCGACGCGCCGAAUUUCUAAUCGGGCGAUAGUGACGGCUGUGUUGAUUCUUGGGACUGUUUUGCCCUUUCUCUUCUUGAGAAUUGCAUUUUUGGUACUGGAAUCUGCUACAGCCUGCUCCUCUUCUAUCGAUUGCAUGGGAUGGAGGUUUUUCGGUCAGGGUGACGCAUCGCUGAAGCUCAGGGAUGAGCUGACGAGAACAUUGGUGGAGGCAAGCCAAGGAUCCAUUGAUAACAGUACCGAUGAUGGGGGAGGAAUAGGGGUUGUACCUGCGUCAUUCCAAGACCUUCUGGAGGAUAUGACAUCUGGCAGACAAGACCUUAACGCUUUUGCUUUCAAGACCAAGGCGAUGCUACAUAUGAUGGAGCGCAAGGUUCAAUUUGCCAGGCAGCGUGAGUCCAUUUACUGGCAUUUAGCGUCACAUGGUGUCCCCAGGAGCUUACAUUGCUUUUGCCUUAAAUUGGCUGAAGAAUAUGCAGUAAAUGCUGUUGCUCGUUCUCGUUUACCUCCACCUGAAUAUGUUUCUCGCUUGGCUGACCCUUCCUUCCACCACCUUGUUGUCCUAACUGAUAAUGUCCUUGCUGCCUCUGUUGUUGUCUCUUCCACCAUUAGGAACUCAGUAUAUCCUGAAAGAUUGGUGUUUCACAUAAUCACUGACAAGAAAACUUACACUCCGAUGCAUGCAUGGUUCGCAAUCAAUUCUAUUAAAUCAGCGGUGGUGGAAGUCAAGGGAUUGCACCAAUAUGAUUGGUCCGAAGAAGUGAAUGUUGGAGUUAAAGAGAUGUUGGAUAUUCAUCGUUUAGUUUGGGGCCAUUACUACAAUAGUCUAAAAUCGGAAGAAGUUCAAUUGGACGAGCAUGAGCCAGGUCUAGAGGCUCUAAGGCCCAGCCAUCUCUCCCUUAUGAAUCAUCUCCGAAUUUAUAUCCCUCAGCUGUUUCCAGAUCUCAACAAGGUAGUGUUUUUGGAUGAUGAUACUGUAGUGCAGCAUGAUAUAUCAUCCCUGUGGGAAUUGGAUCUCCACGGGAAAGUUAAUGGUGCUGUAGUGAACUCAAUGUGUGGAGACAAUUGUUGCCCAGGAAGAAAAUUUAAGGACUACUUGAAUUUUUCCAACCCAAUUAUAUCAUCCAACUUCAACUGUGAUAGCUGUGGAUGGUUGUAUGGUAUGAAUGUGUUUGACCUUGAAGCAUGGAGGAGGACAAACAUCACAAAAAUUUACCAUCAGUGGCUUAAACUUAGCCUCGAGUCUGGAUUGGGACUAUGGUACCCAGGAAUGCUUCCUCCUGCUUUGAUUGCUUUUGAGGGUCAAGUGCACCCCAUUGAUCCUUCAUGGCAUGCAGCGGGGUUGGGUCGAUCCACUGAAAUUGAGUUGUCACUGGAAAAUGCAGCAGUUAUACAUUUCAGUGGCCCUGCAAAGCCAUGGCUUGAGAUCGGUUUCCCCAAGGUACGAAGCUUGUGGAGCAGACAUGUAAAUUUUUCGAAUGAGUUUGUUAGGAAGUGUGGAAUUGCGAGGUGAAGAGGGCAAAGUUCUCUCAUUCUCGUGCUGUAAUUUUGGGCCUGACCAGAGGCAUAGUGUGACAGAGGGAAGAAGGUUUUACCUUCAGUCUCUGUUGAUGCUCCCCCACAGAUUAUGAGAUGUUUAAUCCAUGUUCAUAGUACAAAAUAGAUGAAGGUACUAGGUUCCAUAUAUCCGAAUUUUAGUUAUAAGUUACUUCUUUGUUUUUCCCUUUUUAUGUUUUUGAGAUUGGUUUAGACUGUUCCUGUUAGGGACCAUUGUGUGUUUUUUUUUUAUUUGUUUUUCUUUUUUCCCUUCAAAUUUUUUGAAUACCAUUGUCCACAGUGCAUAAAGUAAUGGACGGCCUUGCCCAACAUUUUGCCAAA
Malania oleifera is the source of this 2443-nucleotide messenger RNA. Its product is annotated as probable galacturonosyltransferase 15. Gene Ontology annotation, molecular function: polygalacturonate 4-alpha-galacturonosyltransferase activity. NCBI's taxonomy places the organism in Eukaryota, Viridiplantae, Streptophyta, Magnoliopsida, Santalales, Ximeniaceae. The coding region runs from base 465 to 2078 and encodes 537 amino acids. The record is from RefSeq and is a predicted model, not a curated record. The transcript has 7 exons.